This is a messenger RNA of Prionailurus viverrinus (fishing cat), 2458 nucleotides long. It is a transcript of the gene ASPN, whose product is annotated as asporin. Gene Ontology annotation, molecular function: protein binding. Lineage: Eukaryota; Metazoa; Chordata; Mammalia; Carnivora; Felidae. The record is from RefSeq and is a predicted model, not a curated record. Bases 272 to 1390 code for a protein of 372 amino acids. The transcript is spliced from 8 exons.
AAACACAUGAGCAGUAACAAGUUUUAAUCUCGCCCCUCAGUCCUAACAUGGGCUAAUCUGUGGAGGCAGCUUACUCCAGUGUCACCCAGGGUGCCGCCACAUCAGGCUCCAACGAGGGCGUUUUUCUUUUGAACAUAACACCUUCUCAUCUCUUCUCCUCAAACAGCACCUGAGAGCAGGGGCAUUCCGGAGAAGCAGUACACGGUGGGAACUUCUCUCAAGAGGCUGACUCUCUUUUUACAAGUCCAAGGCUGGCCCCUCACCAGGCGACAUGAAGGGGUGUGUGCUCCUAGUGCUCUUGGCUUUGUGCUCCGCCAAGCCCUUAUUUCACCCUUCAUAUGUGACACUGAAGAACAUGAUGCUGAAGGACAUGGAAGACGAAGGGGACAGUGACCUUGAUGCGGACAACUCUCUUUUUCCAACAAGAGAGCCAAUUAACCCCUUCUUCCCGUUCGAUCUGUUCCCAACGUGUCCAUUUGGAUGCCAGUGCUACUCGAGAGUUGUACACUGCUCUGAUCUAGGUUUGUCCUCCGUCCCAAGCAACAUUCCAUUUGAUACUCAGAUGGUUGACCUUCAAAACAAUAAAAUUAAGGAAAUCAAAGAAAAUGAUUUUAAAGGACUCACCUCACUUUAUGCUUUGAUUCUGAACAACAAUAAGCUAACAAAGAUCCACCCAAAAGCCUUUCUAACUACAAAGAAGUUGAGAAGGCUGUACCUGUCCCACAAUCAACUAAGCGAAAUACCAUUUAAUCUUCCCAAAUCGCUAGCAGAACUCAGAAUUCAUGAUAAUAAAGUUAAGAAAAUACAAAAGGAGACAUUCAAAGGAAUGAAUACUUUACAUGUUCUAGAAAUGAGUGCAAACCCUCUCGAUAAUAAUGGGAUUGAACCGGGGGCAUUUGAAGGAGUGACAGUAUUCCAUAUCAGAAUCGCAGAAGCAAAACUGACCUCAAUUCCUAAAGAACUUCCAUCAACUUUACUGGAGCUUCAUUUAGACUAUAAUAAAAUUUCAACCGUGGAACUCGAGGAUUUUAAACGAUACAAAGACCUGCAAAGGCUGGGCCUAGGAAACAACAGAAUCACUGACAUUGAAAACGGAAGUCUUGCUAACAUACCACGAGUGAGAGAAAUACACUUGGAAAACAACAAACUAAAAAAAAUCCCUUCAGGAUUACAGGAGUUGAAAUAUCUCCAGAUAAUCUUUCUUCACUCUAAUUCAAUUACAAAAGUGGGAGUGAAUGACUUCUGCCCAACAGUACCGAAGAUGAAGAAAUCUUUAUACAGUGCGAUAAGUCUGUUCAACAACCCGGUGAGGUACUGGGAAGUGCAGCCCGCGGCUUUUCGCUGUGUUGUAGGCAGAAUGAGCGUGCAGCUCGGGAACUUCAGAAAGUAGUAAUUAGUAAUAUCCAUUUAAUAUAAAAUUUAGAAAUUAAUACAUUUGGAAUACUUGAACUCUGUUAAAAAUGGUGGUAUUAUGCAAAUCAGCAAAAACCUAUUCCUACAUGGUAAGUCCCCUGACUUACUUUAUGACAAAAAAUUUCAACAGAAUUUUGCAAAACUAUUGCUCCAUGAGGAUCAAGAAAAACAAGCACGUACUGCAGUUUCCUUCUGUACACAAAUGAUUCUGCAUAAAUCUCAUGCUUGAACAUUCUUUUCUCAGUAACAAAAAAAUAAUACAAUCAGUAUUUAACACUUUGUUAUCAAGUGCAUUUUAAAAAGAACUGUACUGUAAAUGGAAUGCUUGACUUAGCAAAAUCUGUGCUCUUUCGUUUGCUGUUAGCAAACCAAAAUUGACAAGAAUGGCUUCAUGGAGAGCACAUUAUACUAUUCUUAAACUUUCUUUAAUAACUUGGGUGGUACUGUAAUGUUUCUAUUAAUGCUGAAGUAUGGUUUUAUAUAAUCUUAUUCAAAUUCCCAUAUUUUAGAGGCUUACUGUCUAUAUGUUUAAACUAACUCCUUAUAAUAAAGCCUUCAGUGUUUAUUAUCAACUUGACAGAUGCUAUUCAUAACAUCUGGUUUCAGACUACAGCACAUGCUUUUUAAAAUUAAUGAUUAUUACCGCAUUAUAAAACCUCUACGAAAAAGCAAAGUGUUUACAUAAAUCUGUAAUUCACAUUGUUUAUUAUCUCAGUUAUUAUAAGCUUUCAACAAUAUGUCAAUUGUUGCGCUAUAUGACAAUGUCACCUUGUAUGUAAGGAGUACUUUCAAGAUGUCCCUUCUAAGACCUCAGUUGGAAGAGCCUAGAUGGGUACUGUCCAUUCUAUAAAAACUGUCUAUUCAAAUAUGACAAACUGAACAACUCUGAAAACACAGCUGGUAUAAAUGAACAGGCAGAAUAGUAAACAAAACACAAAGGAACCAAAAGCUCUGCGUAAAAGAAUCCUUUAUCUAUUUUUUAUUCACAUUCAACAUAGGCAAAACUAGAAAAUAAAAAAAAUUAAAAUAUUGGCUUCAAGUAAAA